GGGAAGGUUCCUAAACUAAAUGGACUAUUCGACUUCAGCCUGGAGCUUUCUUAAGCACCGCCCAGUUCCGCUGCCCGCAGUGCUGAACCUAUCGCACCCGGCAGAUUUGAACACGCUGCUGAUCGAGAAGACACGGGGCGGAGCUACACCCUGAACCCGGACUGCAGGGGGAAAUAAAGAAGGGGGCAAAGCGAUCGGACUGAAAGCUUAAUCACAGUGGACGAGUUUGAUGUUUUCUACGUUAAACAGUUCCAUUUAAAGAAGUAAAAUGAGACUCAGGUCUCAAACAACCACUACGACAUCCUGCUUGGAGCUGCCGAGAAGCACCCGCCGACGGUCCAACAAAGCGAGACAAACCAGUUUAUCAUGGACCGAAAGCCCUCUGCAAACCAAGGAUACAGAGACCUCGGAUAAUGACUCCCAAUACUCAUAUGACCAAAUCCCACCAAUCACAAGGCGACCGCUGCUUCGUGGUCGGCUGAGGAAGAGAGCUAUCGCGGUCGAUGAUGGAGAAUCUGAUUUGGCCUUCAAGACUCCCAUCAGGCCCAUCAUGCAACGUGAGCGCAUUCUGUCAGAGAUCGACCCAUUGUCGCCUCGCAACACAACGUCCAGAAACAUAUACUCGCCCAUUGUGCGUUUCCUCACACCCACUAAAGAGAACGUGAAACGUGACGGUUCUGGGGACGUGCUGAUGAGCCCAGAACAAGGUGUGUUUGGAUUUGGCUCAAUUGACCUCUUGUCUGGAGAAGAGGAUGAGGAAAUCUUCAGUCCCUCCACAUUCGUCAAAAACAUACCAUCACAGUCGCAACAUUCCCGUCCACAAAUCACAGAUAUUCCCCCCAAGACCAGGAGCACCCCCGAGGCCACGCUGGUGGUCGACCUGGAGGAGACCCUGAUGUUCAGCUCUCUGAAUGUGAUCGAGGAAGCAGAGUUCACCUUCAACACCGCUUUCCAGGACCAUCAGUACAAGGUCUACAUGAUCCUACGACCACAUGUCAAAGAGUUUCUGCAGGCCAUGGCCAAAAACUAUGAGAUGUUUGUUUACACAUGUGCAAAGAAGGAAUACGCAGAGAAGAUACUGGACAUCCUGGACCCGCAGAGAAAACUGUUUCGACAUCGCCUGUAUCAGGACGACUGUGCCUGCGUCCUCGGACACUACAUCAAAGAUCUCGGCGUUCUCGGGAGGGAUCUCGCCAAGACGGUUGUUCUGGACAACGCCCCCCACACAUACCCGUACCAUCUGAUGAACACGAUACCCAUCAAGAGCUGGUCCGGGGAGUCAGAGGACCGAGACCUGCAGAAGCUCGUCCCCUACAUGGAGAAAAUGUCUGCAGCGGAGGAUUUUCGGGAGGUGCUGAAGAAGAGGAAGGAUCACUUCCACCGGCUGCUGUCGGAGGACUAACAAGACUUCCCCCCCCCCCCUCCCUCACUGAACCACUUGAUGUGACUUUCACAGCUUGUGUUUUCUUUCUUAUGCUUUGGCUAAACGCAGUUGGAACUAGCUAACCUUUUGUGGCGGACCUAAUGUCUUUAAAAGACGACGGAUCAGUAUUUCAAACAUGCUGCUGGUUGUUCAUCACCAAAACUUUGUGUCUCCAUGACUCAGUCCACAGGUCAAUAAACUGCUGCCCAGUGUUUGUGUAUAUUUAAAAAAAAAACUUGAAAUAUGAUUUUUGUAGUUGUGAUUUUCUUAUUUAUUAAUGAUAUAUCUAAUCAACUGCUGUUAUCUCUGUGUUAGAUAUGCUUUUGUAUGCAAUGAAAUCACCCUGAUUAUAAAUGGAAAUAAAGUUGUCCUGUCACUCACA
This is a messenger RNA of Gymnodraco acuticeps, 1805 nucleotides long. It is a transcript of the gene ctdspl3, whose product is annotated as CTD (carboxy-terminal domain, RNA polymerase II, polypeptide A) small phosphatase like 3. Gene Ontology annotation, molecular function: phosphoprotein phosphatase activity. NCBI's taxonomy places the organism in Eukaryota, Metazoa, Chordata, Actinopteri, Perciformes, Bathydraconidae. The record is from RefSeq and is a predicted model, not a curated record. The transcript has 11 exons. The coding region runs from base 269 to 1402 and encodes 377 amino acids.